Postia placenta MAD-698-R-SB12 is the source of this 270-nucleotide messenger RNA. RefSeq lists its product as hypothetical. The record is from RefSeq and is a predicted model, not a curated record. The annotation marks the transcript as partial. The transcript has 3 exons. Gene Ontology annotation, cellular component: elongin complex. Gene Ontology annotation, biological process: ubiquitin-dependent protein catabolic process. Lineage: Eukaryota; Fungi; Basidiomycota; Agaricomycetes; Polyporales; Adustoporiaceae. Gene Ontology annotation, molecular function: protein-macromolecule adaptor activity.
GACUGGGUAAAACUCGUCAGCACAGACGGAUUUAGCUUCCUUGUACAGCGCAAGGUGGCAAUGGGGAGCGGAACUUUGAGGAACAUGUUGAAUGCGGAAAGCAGCUUCGCCGAGGCCGUGUCAAACACAUGUGCAAUCAAUGAGAGAGGCAUCGUGGUUGAGAAACUUUGCGAAUACCUCGCAUACAAAUCCCUCUACGAAAAUGCGCCACAGAAAGAGAUCCCUGAUUUUACUGAGCGCCUCAUGCCGGAGAUCGUGCUCGAGCUGUGA